This is a messenger RNA of Arabidopsis lyrata subsp. lyrata, 437 nucleotides long. Its product is annotated as defensin-like protein 289. The record is from RefSeq and is a predicted model, not a curated record. Bases 46 to 357 code for a protein of 103 amino acids. NCBI's taxonomy places the organism in Eukaryota, Viridiplantae, Streptophyta, Magnoliopsida, Brassicales, Brassicaceae. The transcript has 2 exons.
GAGUUUAUGAACUCUAAACCAUAAACUCAUCCUCAUAUCAAAAACAUGGCGACAUUGAAAACAACAAUCUUCAUCAUCUUUGUUCUCUAUAUCUCAUGUACAUUGUUUGCGAAUAUCUUUGGAGUUCAAGCCGAUGCAUCAUGCUUGACAAAAAGAGAGUGUGAGAGGCGAUGUUCCGAUGACGAGGCACAGUGUAUUCGUGGACAGUGCCAAUGUCCGCACCUAAAAGUCGAGAUUGAGCCGACCAAGGCGAUACGAUGCAAGACCGAUCGUGAUUGUCCUGAUUCUCAUCAAUGCCCUAAAGAUUAUUAUUAUGCAUGCCUUAAUAAUGGAGAAUGUACUUGUAUCUCUAUUUGAGAAACCUUAAACCGUGAUUGUUCUGAUUCUCAUGAUCAAUGACCUUAAUCUAAUAUAAUAUUCUAAACCUUAAAAUUGAA